This is a messenger RNA of Penaeus monodon (black tiger shrimp), 248 nucleotides long. Its product is annotated as protein CutA homolog. Gene Ontology annotation, molecular function: copper ion binding. Lineage: Eukaryota; Metazoa; Arthropoda; Malacostraca; Decapoda; Penaeidae. The record is from RefSeq and is a predicted model, not a curated record. Gene Ontology annotation, biological process: response to metal ion.
UUACGAAUGGAAAGAAGAAAUUAAUGAGGACCCUGAAGUCCUAAUGAUUAUUAAGACACGGUCCUCUCGUUUGGAAGAAUUGACAGCAAUGGUCAAGGAAAACCAUCCCUAUGAAGUUUGCGAAGUCAUCUCUUCCCCAAUUGCCCAGGGAAACCAACCAUACUUGGAUUGGAUUGGUGAAAUUGUUCCUGAAAAAAAAUGAACAGGAGUUAUGCAGCAACUAAAUUUGAAAUAAAUUCAUGAAUAUA